Pungitius pungitius (ninespine stickleback) is the source of this 2438-nucleotide messenger RNA. It is a transcript of the gene ubtd1a, whose product is annotated as ubiquitin domain containing 1a. NCBI's taxonomy places the organism in Eukaryota, Metazoa, Chordata, Actinopteri, Perciformes, Gasterosteidae. The transcript is spliced from 4 exons. The record is from RefSeq and is a predicted model, not a curated record. Gene Ontology annotation, molecular function: protein binding. Bases 1073 to 1774 code for a protein of 233 amino acids.
UAGAAACAGUGCUGCGCAAAUGCAAUUAAGGUAAACAUUGAUGGGGAUAUCCGUUUGAGUAAGUCCUUUGAGUGCUGUCGCAAGUGAGAUGAAAGGAGUAUGAGAGACCUGCACCUUUUCUAAAGGACCUUGUUCCCUUAGAUCAGAUGUGUUUAAAUGUUGUGUUAUAUAGUACCCAUCCUAUGUUACAUGAGACAUAUAAUUAUAUCAGGCAAGAUACAGCCUCAACAAUGAAUGUGUUUAUGAGGAAAUGCAGGUUUUGGCAUGGGAUUUCUAGCCACACCCCUGUUGCAAUGACACAUGUCUCUGUCUGAGAGCUUCCUGUCUGUCUCAGGUGUUUAUUGUUUAAGGCCUCGCGGCUUAGUCUAAACUUUGCCGAGGACCAGCGCACGAUUCAAUAGUGUUGGAAAGAAAGUGGCAGUGCACUCAGCUGGAUAGUCCUACAUUAUGCAUGGAGCAGCAGCAGCAGGUUCAUCAUGUUCUCACGUUCACACGCUCAGACCUGCUUUUAUCAGAUACAAACACAGAAGGCCUUUGGAACCUGCCGCCUAUAAAUUGAGAAAAUGCAGCAUCUGAGAAACGUAUGCGUUCACAAAAGAAAAGCAAUCCUCAAGUACAGCAGCUUCUCCUGUAAUGGCCUGACGGGGCUUUAUUGUCUGUUAAUAGGUUUAGUAUGCUGCAUUUGGAUAUUUCUAUCCUGUCUCCUAAUAGGAUUACACCUAAAGAAGCGAGCUUGGCUAGAACAACAAACUCACUCUCCCCACCUAUUGAACCUCUGUCAAUUAACUGACCCUGUGGUAUUUUGAGGCUUUUAAGUAUUUUUUAUUGGAAGGAAUUUAAAUGGAAGGAGUGUCGUCAUUUUAAAGUCAUCAGGGGACAUGCAAGACUGUUAUCUGAGGUCUGGAGUGGAGGGUUCUCAUUGACUCGGUGGCUGCCUUCUCAAUUGAGACACCUGUGGCAACAAGCUGGUUGGACCCAGCCGGGCUGUCCUCGUCCUCGGGGUUGUUGUCUUUUUGGUCAUUCAGGCAGACUUUGAACUGAAUCAAAUCAAAACCUCAAAGUAAAAACAGCUAUGGGAGUACCCAACUCCAGGGAAUACAACUACUAUCAAGCGCCAAACACACCCUUUAGGAUUUUGCUGAAAAGACGUAAUGAGCCCCUCAAGAAGGAGCGUCCAAAGUGGAAGAGUGAGUACCCGAUGACGGAGGGCCAGCUGAGGAGUAAGCGGGAUGAGUUUUGGGAUACGGCUCCUGCCUUUGAUGGACGAAAAGAGAUUUGGGACGCACUCAGAGCAGCAGCCCUGGCUGCAGAGUGCAAUGACCUGGAGCUAGCACAGGCAAUAGUGGAUGGAGCCUGCAUUACUGUUCCCCAUGGUUCCCUCACGGAGAGUUACGAUGAACUGGGCAAUCGCUACCAGCUCCCGGCCUACACAUUAGCCCCGCCUGUCAAUCUAAUCUCUGAAACGUCCAGUGAGAGCAAAGUCUCCGACUCCGCUCAAAAACAAGCUCAACCGCCCCCGUGCAGACAAGAGUUCCAGCUGCGGGUUCGAUUGUCAACAGGCAAGGAUUUGCGUCUAACUGCCAGCAUGGCAGACUCCAUCGCUGAGCUAAAGAAACAAUUGGAAAAACAGGAAGAAAUUUGCAUUUCACGCCAGAGGUGGUUCUUUUCCGGGAAGCUCCUGACUGACAAGACUCGUCUUCAAGACGCCAAGAUCCAGAAGGACUUUGUCGUGCAAGUGAUUCUUAAUAUGAACUCUCCUGUCGUAGUAAACUGAUUAGUGAGAGAGUGGGCUUUGGUGAGAGGAACAUAUAAAAGACGUGCCAGAGAAGGGGGGCAGAAGUAGGGCUUGAAAUCAUUGCAGUGGAUUUUGUGUACAUUUUUAUAUAACAAAUUACUGCUUUUAUAUUGCUCCUUUUUGUAUGUUUUACUUUUUCCAAAUGAAGUAAGAAUAUUUAAAAGCACUGAAACACUUUAGAUUAGCAGUACAGUCCUAAAAUGCACAUCCCAGUGUCUUACAGUCUUGUUUUUGUGGAUAUCAACUCACAAUUCUAUUGUUUAAACGGGUCCCCUCCUUGUUGUGUUUGUACUUGUGCUUCAACUGAACAUGGUUCACCUGAGGUUCAGAAGAAUGAAAAUACAUUCCUCUUUUUUUGACAGAUGUCAGUUGAGAAUCAAAACGAUGUUGGCAAAAAAAAUGUAGCAAAAAAUAAAAAUGUAAAUAUCUGUUUCCAUAUGUGUUGUUUGGUACCUACGUGCACACUACAUUUUCAAUUCACACCUGUAUAUCUGUUAUUAAGAAACGGGGUGUUAUGAAAGCACCUUUGUAAAAGCUAAUAAGAGAUGAUGAGGUUUGUUUUUUAUGGUAUCACUCCAAAAAGAUACUGUAGUCUUCUGUACAAUAUGAUGCUCACUGUACUUGGAUAAAUUGUCAAUAAAUA